AUGUGGGCCGCCGCGAGGUUAGCGCUGUGGCGCUGCGCCCGCGCCGCCGCCCUCGGGCCGCGCGCCUAUCACGGGGACGCGGUGGCCACGCUGGGCACCCAGCCCGACUCGGGCUCUGCCGUCUAUCAGGAAAACUAUGAACAGAUGAAAGCACUAGUAAAUGAACUCCAUGAACGAGCACAGAAAAUUAGACUAGGAGGUAGUGAGAAAGCCAAAGAACGCCAUACAUCAAGAGGAAAACUGUUAGCCAGGGAAAGAGUUGAUGGCCUUCUGGACCCAGGGUCUCCAUUUCUGGAAUUAUCCCAGUUUGCAGGUUACCAGUUGUAUGAUAAUGAGGAGGUCCCUGCAGGCGGCAUCAUUACAGGCAUUGGGAGAGUAUCAGGAGUGGAAUGUGUGAUUGCUGCCAACGAUGCCACUGUUAAAGGCGGCACCUACUACCCGGUGACGGUGAAGAAACAUUUACGGGCACAAGAAAUUGCAAUGCAAAACAGGCUCCCCUGCAUCUACUUGGUUGAUUCGGGAGGUGCAAACUUACCUCGACAAGCAGAAAUAUUUCCAGAUCGAGAUCACUUUGGCCGCAUAUUCUAUAAUCAGGCAAUUAUGUCUUCUCAAAAUAUCACACAGAUAGCAGUGGUCAUGGGCUCCUGUACGGCAGGAGGUGCUUACGUGCCUGCAAUGGCUGAUGAAAACAUCAUUGUACGCAAGCAGGGUACCAUUUUCUUGGCUGGACCCCCCUUGGUUAAAGCAGCAACUGGGGAAGAGGUGUCAGCUGAGGAUCUUGGAGGCGCUGAUCUUCAUUGCAGAAAGUCCGGAGUCACUGACUACUAUGCUUUGGAUGAUAAUCACGCCCUUCACUUAACUAGGAAGAUUGUGAGAAGUCUCAAUUAUCAGAAAAAAUUGGAUGUUACCAUUGAACCUUCUGAAGAACCUUUAUUUCCAGCAGAUGAAUUGUAUGGAAUAGUGGGCGCUAACCUUAAGAGGAACUUUGAUGUCCGAGAGGUCAUUGCUAGAAUUGUGGAUGGAAGCAGAUUCAAUGAGUUCAAAGCCUUAUAUGGAGACACAUUAGUAACAGGAUUUGCUAGAAUAUUUGGAUAUCCAAUUGGCAUCAUUGGAAAUAAUGGAGUUCUCUUUUCUGAAUCUGCAAAAAAGGGUGCUCACUUCAUCCAGCUAUGCUGCCAAAGGAAAAUUCCUCUGCUGUUUCUACAAAACAUUACUGGAUUUAUGGUUGGUAAAGACUAUGAAGCUGAAGGAAUAGCCAAGGACGGUGCCAAGAUGGUGACUGCUGUAGCCUGUGCCAAAGUGCCUAAGAUAACUGUCAUCAUUGGUGGAUCCUACGGGGCUGGAAACUAUGGGAUGUGUGGCAGAGCGUACAGCCCAAGAUUUCUUUACCUUUGGCCAAAUGCUCGUGUCUCAGUGAUGGGAGGAGAGCAGGCAGCCAACGUGUUGGCAACAAUAGCGAAGGACCAGAGAGCGAGGGAAGGGAAACAGUUCUCCAGCGCUGAGGAAGCUGCUUUAAAAGAUCCCAUUAUUAAGAGGUUUGAAGAGGAAGGAAACCCUUACUAUUCCAGUGCAAGGCUGUGGGAUGAUGGGAUUAUUGAUCCAGCGGACACCAGACUGGUCCUGGGUCUCAGUCUCAGUGCAGCCCUCAACGCACCAAUCGAGAAGACAGACUUUGGCAUCUUUAGGAUAUAA
Molecule: messenger RNA, 1692 nt
Organism: Pipistrellus nathusii (Nathusius's pipistrelle)
Lineage: Eukaryota; Metazoa; Chordata; Mammalia; Chiroptera; Vespertilionidae
Source: the annotation of a GenBank genome assembly